GAGCUCUCCCAUGCACGGGCACGUGGUACCAGCUCAGGAGGCCGCUCUCAGUGCCGAGUUGCGUUGACGGCGACUGGACCAGCGCUCCGCACAUGAGCUGCCUCAGCUCCUACAAGCAGCACAUGUUGCCGCUUACCACGGAGAUCUACAAUUUCAUGUGGAGUACUUUCGGGGUGCAGUGGAGCGACUGCCCCAUCUGCAAGGUCUGCGGGCGCGGCAUGCAGUGA
Prorocentrum cordatum is the source of this 227-nucleotide messenger RNA. The record is from the annotation of a GenBank genome assembly. NCBI's taxonomy places the organism in Eukaryota, Dinophyceae, Prorocentrales, Prorocentraceae.